Molecule: messenger RNA, 2329 nt
Organism: Raphanus sativus (radish)
Lineage: Eukaryota; Viridiplantae; Streptophyta; Magnoliopsida; Brassicales; Brassicaceae
Product: cytochrome P450 72A15-like
Exons: 5
Coding region: 619-2241 (540 amino acids)
Molecular function (GO): iron ion binding; monooxygenase activity; oxidoreductase activity, acting on paired donors, with incorporation or reduction of molecular oxygen
Source: RefSeq, a predicted model, not a curated record
GUCAAUAUGCCUGUUCUGUUGAUCCAUCGUGACACUAAGUUCUGGGGAGAUGAUGCAGCAGAGUUCAAGCCCGAGAGGUUUAAGGUUGAGAUCUCAUAGGCAACAAAGAACCAGAUUAAUGGAUCAGGAUGUGAAUUAUCUCUGGUACUACAAUAAAUUACAUGGCUUCCACCAGAAAAUCAGUUGACGGUAAAUAAAAUGAUCAAAAUUCUUUAUGUAUUACUCAAAUCUCUUACAUAUUUUCAAUAUUAGAUUUUCACUCCGACAGUUAGAGACCAUGCAACCUUGAUUUUCAGAGUAUUUUUUUUAUAAAUGAUUUUCGGAGUACAUUGUAGACAGGAUUCAUUCAGAAUCGUUUUUAUCAGUCAUCCGAGACAGUUAGAUUUGAAUAUGCAUCAUGCACUACAAUUAAUUAUCUGCAAAGAAACGUAAAGUAAUUGACGUACGUUACAUGCCACCACACAAAUUGAAGCUCGCUUCUUGCACCACGUGGCUGGCAUGUGACCUAAUCACCAAAUGAAUUGUACUAGAAGACAUCAUGCGGUAUUAUUCGCCAACAUUCUCAAUCUUUAAAAUCCCAAGAAUAUUAGAUAACUCUCCAUCUCUCUGAGAGUGAAAAUGGAGAUAACGGUUGCGUUAGUAACAGCUUCAGCAGCUAUAGUUGUUCUGUCGUGGUGGACAUGGAGAACUUUAAUGUUCGUUUGGUUUACACCAAAGAUGCUUGAGAGCUACCUGAGAAAACAAGGUCUCCUCGGUACUCCUUACACGCCUCUCGUCGGCGAUUUGAAGAGGAAUUUUAGUAUGAUAAAGGAGGCAAAAUCCAAACCCAUCAAACUAACGGAUGAUAUCUCACCACGUGUCGUGCCGUUUCCGUUCGAAAUGCUCAAGACACACGGAAGGACGUUUUUUACAUGGUUUGGAACUACACCAACCAUCACUAUAAUGGAUCCUGAUCAAAUCAAGGAAGUGUUCAACAAAAGUUAUGAUUUCCAGAAGCCACAUACGUUCCCGUUGGGUGACUUGAUAGCCAAGGGAGUCGUUAGCUAUGAUGGUGAGAAAUGGGCGAAACACCGAAGAAUCAUCAACCCGGCAUUCCACCUUGAGAAGAUCAAGAAUAUGGUACCUGCGUUCCACCAAAGCUGCAGCGAGGUCGUUGGCAAAUGGGAAAAGUUAGUCUCGGAUAAAGGAUCCUCAUGUGAGGUGGACGUUUGGCCAGGGCUUGUGAGCAUGACUGCUGAUGUCAUCUCCCGUACUGCUUUUGGCAGCAGCUAUAAAGAAGGACAGAGGAUAUUUGAGCUCCAAACCGAACUAGCACAGCUCAUGAUACAAACGUUUCUGAAAGCUUUCAUCCCUGGAUAUCUUUAUCUCCCAACAAAGGGUAAUAGAAGGAUGAAAGCAGCAUCCAGAGAAAUACAGGUUAUACUGAGAGGGAUCAUUAACAAAAGGUUAAGGGUUAGAGAAGCUGGGGAAGCACCAAGCGACGAUUUGCUAGGUAUACUUCUUGAAUCGAAUCUAGGGCAAACUAAAGGAAAUGAAAUGAGCACUGAGGAUGUAAUGGAGGAGUGCAAGUUGUUCUAUUUCGCCGGACAAGAGACAACUUCAGUGCUUCUAGUCUGGACAAUGGUUCUGUUAAGCCAACACCAAGACUGGCAAGCUCGCGCACGACAAGAAGUGAAGCAAGUUUUUGGCGAUAAAGAACCCGAUACAGAAGGCUUGAACCAGCUUAAAGUUGUAAGUGAAACCAAAAUAAACAAACCUUUGAUAAUGAAAAACUUUUGUUGUGUUUUGAUGAUUUUAACUGAAUGCUUCCAACAGAUGACAAUGAUACUAUAUGAGGUCCUUAGGCUAUAUCCUCCAGUAGAGCAGCUGACCCGAAUUAUUCACAAAGAGAUGAAGCUAGGCGACCUGACACUGCCAAGAGGCGUUCAGAUCAAUCUACCUAUUCUGCUUGUCCAUCGCGACACAGAGCUGUGGGGCAAAGAUGCAGCCGAGUUCAAGCCAGAGAGGUUCAAAGAGGGUGUCUCAAAGGCAACAAAGGGCCAAGUAUGUUUCUUUCCCUUUGGGUGGGGACCGAGGAUCUGCAUUGGCCAGAAUUUUGCUCUUUUGGAGGCAAAGAUGGCUUUGUCUCUGAUUCUACAGAGAUUCUCCUUUCAGCUUUCACCUUCCUAUGUUCAUGCUCCUUACCCAGUCUUCACAUUGCACCCGCAGUUCGGUGCUCAUCUUAUCCUACACAAGAUAUAGUUCCAUCACCUCAUGUGAUGUUUAUAAAAAGAGCUUAUUAUAUAUGCAAGAGAAAUAAUAUUUCACAGAAGAAAUUAGUCAAGAUCAU